UGUGGGUAAUUUUAAGCUGAGCAUUGGGUCAGUUUUAAUUUGCCUACUUUUUGGGAAACCCUGCAAUGAAUUAUCAUUCGGUUUCUGUCUGUUCACUGUUCAGUCAGGUUAAUUUAAAUGUGGUAAUUAGUCAGUAGUGAACUGCUGAUAGUUAGUUGUGUAAUCUCUCAAUUCACAUUCUGUAUAGUCGCACUGAUUUUCAUGAAAUUACUUUGUUUCUGUUCCAAAUAACAAUAAUUUAUUUGAACAAAACAUCUCUUUAGAUCGUUUAUUAAAUUGCAUUAUGGCAUCAGCUAUGGACGUUGAUGAUGAUGAGAUUGAAUUACCUACUUCCAGUAGCAGUAAAGGUGAGAAGAAAAGGUUUGAAGUUAAAAAGUGGAAUGCCGUUGCUCUGUGGGCCUGGGACAUAGUGGUUGACAACUGUGCCAUCUGCCGUAAUCACAUCAUGGACUUAUGCAUUGAAUGCCAGGCCAACCAGGCCUCCGCAACCAGUGAGGAAUGCACUGUUGCCUGGGGUGUCUGCAAUCAUGCAUUUCAUUUUCACUGUAUAUCUCGAUGGCUGAAGACUAGGCAAGUCUGCCCUUUGGACAAUAGAGAAUGGGAAUUCCAAAAGUAUGGACACUAGUGUUUGGAAUUGGCUACUCUUACGGAACUUCACUACAAGACACGCAAAUUUAACAAAUAUUCAAUAAUUUUUUGUAAUAAUGCUUUCUAGAAUUUAAAAUAAUAAAAUUUUGUUUUUCUCAAAUUAAAUUAAUUUUUUCUCUAAAAAUUA
Molecule: messenger RNA, 775 nt
Organism: Homalodisca vitripennis (glassy-winged sharpshooter)
Lineage: Eukaryota; Metazoa; Arthropoda; Insecta; Hemiptera; Cicadellidae
Gene: Roc1a
Product: RING-box protein 1A
Exons: 5
Coding region: 284-625 (113 amino acids)
Biological process (GO): protein ubiquitination; ubiquitin-dependent protein catabolic process
Cellular component (GO): cullin-RING ubiquitin ligase complex; nucleus
Molecular function (GO): zinc ion binding; cullin family protein binding; ubiquitin protein ligase activity
Source: RefSeq, a predicted model, not a curated record